CAAAUGGGAAACCUCCUAAAUCCAAGCUGUUUUCCAGAAGAACCCAAAACUCCAUAAAAGUUAUAUUCACACCUCUCUCUCUUAUCUCAAAUCUUAUAACCAUUACAAAAUAAAAAACAUAUAAUCACCCAGAAAGCUAAAGAAAACUUUUCCUUUUUUUCCCUCACGAAAUCUCAGAAGAUGAUAUAUCUAUAAAAGUAUCAUCUCAUAGAUUCCAUCUUUUCUAUUACAUGGAGAAUAAGAAAGAAGAGGAUCAUCAUCAUCAUCAACAACAACAACAACAAAAGGAGAUCAAGAACACAGAGACAAAGAUCGAACAAGAACAAGAACAGAAACAAGAAAUCUCUCAAGCAUCAUCAUCAUCAAACAUGGCGAAUCUAGUUACGUCAUCAGAUCAUCAUCAGUUGGAGCUAGCUGGAAAUCUCUCAAGCAUCUUCGAUACUUCAUCUUUACCUUUUCCUUAUUCUUAUUUCGAAGAUCACUCUUCUAAUAAUCCCAAUUCUUUCCUCGACUUGCUCCGACAAGAUCAUCAUCAAUUUGCUUCUUCCUCUAAUUCCUCUUCUUUUUCAUUCGAUGCCUUUCCUCUUCCCAACAACAACAACAACUUUUUUACGGAUUUGCCCUUGCCUCAAGCUGAGUCAUCAGAAGUUGUGAACACAACACCGACUUCUCCAAACUCAACCUCAGUCUCAUCUUCCUCUAACGAAGCUGCAAAUGAUAACAACAGUGGAAAAGAAGUUACUGUUAAAGAUCAAGAAGAAGGAGAUCAACAACAAGAGCAAAAGGGUACUAAGCCACAGUUGAAGGCAAAGAAGAAGAACCAGAAGAAAGCUAGAGAAGCUAGGUUUGCGUUUCUGACGAAGAGUGAUAUUGAUAAUCUUGACGACGGUUAUAGGUGGAGAAAAUACGGCCAAAAAGCUGUCAAAAACAGUCCUUAUCCCAGAAGCUAUUACCGUUGCACCACAGUGGGUUGCGGAGUGAAGAAGAGAGUGGAGAGAUCCUCCGAUGAUCCUUCAAUCGUCAUGACAACCUACGAAGGUCAACACACUCACCCUUUCCCCAUGACUCCACGUGGACACAUCGGAAUGCUGACAUCACCAAUCCUAGAUCACGGUGCAACCACCGCGUCAUCAUCAUCAUUCUCCAUCCCUCAGCCACGUUACUUGCUGACUCAACAUCACCAGCCCUACAACAUGUACAACAACAACUCUCUAAAUAUGAUCAAUAGAAGCUCAUCCGAUGGUACUUUCGUAAAUCCAGAGCCAUCAUCAUCAUUCCCCGGAUUUGGUUAUGAUAUGUCACAAGCUUCUACAUCAACUUCUUCUUCCAUUAGAGAUCAUGGAUUGCUUCAAGAUAUUCUUCCUUCGCAGAUCAGAUCCGAUACUAUUAACACUCAAACCAAUGAAGAGAAUAAGAAAUGAGCAACUUUUUUUUCCCGGGGCAAUUGUUUUUUUUUUUCUUUUGGCCGGAUCCGGUUGAUAGGUCUCAUGAGGAGUUUUUGGCCGGUUUAGGUAAACCGAUGUUGCUGGCUUUCUAAUGUCUUUUCUUCAUUACAUUUAGCAUCGGCUUUGUUUAAUCACCACAAAAUAUACAAUCGACGCUAAGUAGGAACAGAGGUUUGUAGCAUAUGUGAUAUAGGUAUAACUUCAUUUUUUUUUUGAGUAUUAAUAAAGAUGUAUCGUUUACUUUUUAAGACUUCGGAGAGAGAAGAGUUUAAUCAAGUUAUAUAGUAUGUAUUUAGUUGUAUUA
Molecule: messenger RNA, 1749 nt
Organism: Arabidopsis lyrata subsp. lyrata
Lineage: Eukaryota; Viridiplantae; Streptophyta; Magnoliopsida; Brassicales; Brassicaceae
Product: probable WRKY transcription factor 48
Exons: 3
Coding region: 231-1421 (396 amino acids)
Biological process (GO): regulation of DNA-templated transcription
Molecular function (GO): sequence-specific DNA binding; DNA-binding transcription factor activity
Source: RefSeq, a predicted model, not a curated record